GUCAAUUGUUCUGUGUUCGCUUCCGCCAUUAAAUCAUACCCGACACAAGUAAGAAGAUUAUUAAAACGGUUCAUUACAUUGUGUCUUCGGCAUAAACGUCUAAAGAAUAUAUAUUAGUGAGAUCUAAAAGAAAUAUCUUAUGAUUUUCACUUAAUGUCGUCGUCAAUUUGUUUACUCAAAUAAUCUCCUCAGACAAUAACAGAGAUGGGAAAGGUGCUCUCGAGGAUCUUUGGUAAUAAAGAGAUGAGGAUCUUGAUGUUGGGGUUGGAUUCUGCUGGAAAAACUACUAUUCUUUAUAGGCUGAAACUUGGGCAGAAUGUUACUACUAUACCUACCGUUGGCUUCAAUGUGGAAACUGUAACGUUUAAGAAUGUAAAAUUUAAUGUCUGGGAUGUUGGAGGACAGGAAAAGAUACGACCACUUUGGCGACACUACUAUACUGGGACGCAGGGCCUAAUAUUUGUAAUAGAUUGUGCAGAUAGGGAAAGGAUGGACGAAGCAAAACAGGAGCUACAUAGAAUCAUAAGUGAUAGGGAAAUGAAAGACGUCGUUAUUUUAAUUUUUGCUAAUAAGCAAGACACUCCAAACGCAAUGCUACCGCAAGAAGUAACAGAAAAAAUUGGUCUUUCGCAAUUAAGAAAUCGAAAUUGGUACGUACAGCCAUCUUGUGCAAAGAGUGGCGACGGCCUGCAAGAAGGUUUGACAUGGUUAACGUCGAACGCAAAAACUUGACUCUUGCUCAAUGAUAGAUUUAUUAAAAUUUUACGGUUCUUUUGUUUUGUUUUUUUUCUACCGCCGUCAUCUACUGUUGCGAAAUUGCGAUUAUUUUUUUUUAUUUUUUUAACCAGGAAUUUUUUUUUCAGACAUUUUAGACUAAUGUAUGCCAUAGCAUGUUGAUCUUGUGAUAAGUUCUGUAGUUGGAAAUAAUUUAGAAAGCUAUGCAGAUUAACCUAGAGCACAAUAUUUUUUUUUUGCCUCCUUGUAAACAUGUAGAGGGCGCGGUACGAAAUAAUUAAAAGAAAAAAGGGGAAAAUUUUUUGAAAAAAAAAAAAAAAAAUUAGAGGCGCCUAUAAAAUUUCGCCACUGCAUAAUACUAGUCAAGGUAUAACGAAAAAAAACCUGUAAUUUGUAUCGCGUUUUCCAAGUUAAUACAUAUGAAUAUUUGUAACAGUUUCUUUCUGCUUCAGUAUUUGAAUGUGUUAAAGGAUAUUGUUAAAGUACGUAAUUCGUAAAAACAUAUGUAACGCAAUUCCUCAUCAAUCUUUCAAUUUACGGAUAAAACUACAAAACAGUGAAAAAAAAAGUUAUGAGCAUUUUGACAAAAACAUCCCAAAAGUAGUUCUCUUGUAAAUGAAAGAUUUGGAUGCCAUUAUAUUUGACUGCAAUGACGAUUUUAUGCCUCUAGUUUACCGAACAAGUGAAUGUUUCAUUGUAAUUGAAAUACAAAAUUCAAAGUUACAUUAAUCUGAACUGGCGAAUUGUUUAAAGAGUUUCAAAAGUUUCCUUUGAAAUAGGCUGAUCAAUCGGAGAGAUUCAAUUGACCAGAUCUCCCCUUUAGUAAAGGAAUAGCGAUUUUAAUAUAUGACAACCUUGUCAUUAUGUCUCAAAUUUUUUUUUUAUUCUACAUCUCAAUCGAUGUCUGACUACAACUAGAGCACAGGGAACAAGAGAGAGAGAGAGAAAAAUACACCAUCUCUCGUCAACAAUUGGUAUGAAUUUUAAAUUAAAAUGAAAGAAUUUAACACUUUCUUUAUUGUUCAAAAUAUUCAAAAUUAUCCAUUUAUAUGGCAUAAAAUAAAAAAAAAAUAUAACAUAAAAAUCAUAAAACGUCAAGCUUUCUUAUCAGUAAAUGUCUGAAAAAGCAACAAAGCUCCCUAUCACCGAUACUAUUGUACAUAAAUUGUAACUUGUAUAUAUUUUCUUUUAUGUUUUUUUUUGUGUUUUUUUUAACAAAGGAGAAAGCUUAUUAUUCAAUUGAUUGUCUUAGUUUGUUGCUAAAUCUUAAUUAUUACCCUUUUAGAUUUUCUUUUUUUUAUUUGUUCUCAAAAGAGAAAACAUAAAAAUAUGAAAAAGAGAAGAAGAGAAAUUAGAAGAAUUUUGUAUAAAGUAUAAAAUUAUUGGCAGAAUUCUACAGCUAUGCAAGUGUGUUGUGUUAUUAUAAAGAUAGAAAAUAGCAAUGUAGGUUAAUACUGUGAUGAAAAAAAUAUCCAAUAGAAUAACUAAUUUAUCAGGAAGAAAUAUUCCUCUGUUUUCCUUUUACCUCUCCUCUUUUCCCUAAUCGUUAUUUCCCCUCCCCUCUUCCUUCUACUAUCUUUGUUACGCUAGAAGAGGUUGAUUUUCGUCUAUAAUAUCGUAUUGCAAGUUGGGAGUUUGAACGGUAAUGUCCACACCAAUUGAAACUUUACUGAAUUCUUUUACAUAAGUAAAAAAGUAUAGUAUAAACGAAAAGGCGUUGAACCAUUCAGAUAUUGUUGAAGCCAAGUGAGAACCAUAACCCUGUUUAGUUGAUUUUGGUUUGUUUUUUCGUUUCAAAUAAGAAAGGAAGAGAGAGAGAGAGAAAAAAAAAAUAAGUAUUUUAGAAUGAUUGUUCAUUUGCUUGUAUUUUAUACAUUAAGUUUCUAACCUUAUCUGUAGAAUUCCAUUUCAGCUUAUCGCCAUUAUGCUCCAUAUUAGCAACUACACCUGUUACAGCAG
Messenger RNA from Dimorphilus gyrociliatus, 2694 nucleotides. The record is from the annotation of a GenBank genome assembly. Lineage: Eukaryota; Metazoa; Annelida; Polychaeta; Dinophilidae.